UAUAAGCAUAUAGAAACAUACACAUAGUCUUGUGAAAGAGACCUACACGGCUACACCUUGGUAGCCUUUGUUGGCCAACUCCCUCUUCGCUCGCAAUCUUCUCCUUCAGUCCUUCUGUAGUCUAAGGGUGUGUUUGGAUUGAGGUAGGUGGAGGUAAGCUUCUCUAACGAGUACGAGUGUUUUGAGUGAAUCACAUCGGUCCACGAACGAAGAACCGCCGAUAUAUCAAAACCGUCCAAUACGUUUACAUUCCAAUCCUACGGUGUGGCCUCAUCACUUUCAUCCCUAUCUUCCUCCUCGAUCGUGAUUUUGAAAGCUUUCUCGCUUCGCAUCUGAGAGAUCAGUCGACUACAUCUCCGUUGUUCUUCCCUGCAAUGGCACCCCUAAAGGGUCUUCUGUCACUGCAAAGGACUUCACUUCGGCAAUAUAGUCAGAAUUGGGGCCUACAUUCUAGAUUAUCUAGCACUCAAGCUGCGUCGACUGCUUAUACACCACAACCCCCACCUCCUCCUCCACCACCUGAGAAGACUCACUUUGGUGGUUUGACAGAUGAGGAUCGCAUAUUUACUAACUUGUAUGGAUUGCAUGAUCCGUUUCUCAAGGGUGCCAUGAAGCGAGGAGACUGGUACAGAACAAAAGACCUCGUACUAAAAGGUGCUGAUUGGAUUGUCAAUGAAAUGAAAAAAUCCGGACUUCGAGGACGGGGUGGUGCUGGUUUUCCAUCUGGUCUAAAAUGGUCCUUCAUGCCAAAGGUUUCUGACGGCCGCCCUUCGUAUCUUGUGGUCAAUGCCGAUGAGAGUGAACCUGGCACCUGUAAAGACAGAGAAAUAAUGCGACAUGAUCCACACAAGUUGUUGGAAGGCUGUUUGAUCGCCGGAACAGGAAUGAGAGCAAAUGCUGCAUAUAUUUACAUCAGAGGUGAGUAUGUUAAUGAAAGAAAGAACCUUGAGAAAGCGAGACAAGAGGCAUAUGAAGCUGGGUUUUUAGGGAAGAAUGCUUGCGGAUCUGGUUAUGAUUUUGAUGUUCAUAUUCAUUUCGGUGCUGGUGCUUAUAUCUGUGGCGAAGAGACGGCUCUUAUAGAGAGCCUUGAGGGGAAGCAAGGCAAACCUAGGUUGAAGCCUCCGUUUCCCGCUAAUGCUGGUCUCUAUGGCUGUCCAACAACUGUAACAAAUGUGGAGACAGUAGCUGUUUCCCCAACCAUCUUAAGGCGUGGACCGGAGUGGUUUGCCAGUUUCGGGAGGAAAAAUAAUUCUGGGACAAAGUUGUUUUGCAUCUCAGGUCAUGUAAACAAGCCCUGCACUGUUGAAGAGGAAAUGAGUAUCCCAUUGAAGGAGUUGAUCGAGAGGCAUUGUGGUGGGGUUCGUGGUGGUUGGGACAAUUUACUUGCUGUCAUCCCAGGAGGUUCAUCUGUUCCAUUGAUCCCAAAGAACAUAUGUGAGGAUGUUCUAAUGGACUAUGAUGCACUAAAGGCAGUUCAGUCAGGCUUGGGGACAGCUGCUGUGAUUGUGAUGGAUAAGUCAACUGAUAUUGUAGAUGCUAUUGCAAGGCUUUCUUACUUCUACAAGCAUGAGAGUUGUGGGCAAUGCACUCCUUGCAGAGAAGGCACACCAUGGCUUUGGAUGCUCAUGGAAAGAAUGAAGGUUGGAAAUGCAAAGCUAGAAGAAAUCGACAUGCUUCACGAGGUGACUAAGCAGAUUGAAGGACAUACAAUUUGUGCAUUAGGUGAUGCUGCCGCUUGGCCAGUUCAGGGCCUCAUCAGGCACUUUAGGCCGGAGCUUGAACGAAGGAUCAGGGAGCGUGCAGAUAAUGAACUACUGCUGGCUGCUGCUUCUUAAUCAACUGUUUCAUUAAGAAUAAGAUUUCACGAGAGCGAGGCCCCGAGCAAAGGAGCUGUUGUAUGGGAAGUGUAUUUUAUUGUUGAGUUUAUUGUAUAGACAUCUAUCUGACACAUUAGUGAAUCUAUGGAUUUAGUUCCAUUCUUGAUUCUCUAGUGUGCAUUGUGUUGUUACCUGUAAUGCCUAGAUUGCUGGAGCACAGUUUGAGUGGCAGAGUGGCUAUAACUCAUCCAGUUCAUUGAUAAUUGUUGUUCCCUUUGAAAUUUGGAAAUAAAGAAAGAACUUUGUUUGCU
This is a messenger RNA of Cuscuta campestris, 2128 nucleotides long. Lineage: Eukaryota; Viridiplantae; Streptophyta; Magnoliopsida; Solanales; Convolvulaceae. The record is from the annotation of a GenBank genome assembly.